Tripterygium wilfordii is the source of this 2571-nucleotide messenger RNA. Its product is annotated as potassium transporter 5-like. Gene Ontology annotation, cellular component: membrane. Bases 115 to 2424 code for a protein of 769 amino acids. The transcript has 8 exons. The record is from RefSeq and is a predicted model, not a curated record. Gene Ontology annotation, biological process: potassium ion transmembrane transport. Gene Ontology annotation, molecular function: potassium ion transmembrane transporter activity. Lineage: Eukaryota; Viridiplantae; Streptophyta; Magnoliopsida; Celastrales; Celastraceae.
UAAAUAUGACCUCCAACUUUUCAUUUCCACGAACUCCCAGUUGAUUUAAUUUAAGGGUUCCAACUUUGCUCCGAUUUUGUAGUGAGCGUACGUUGUUGGUCUUCUUGUGUGAAAAUGUCUAGUGAAGUUGAGCUAGAAACUCAGGAAGACUAUAUGCACCCCGGUAAACUCAACGGAGAGAAGUUUUCAGGUCAUAAACUUCGCCGGUACGACUCUCUCGAUGUCGAGUCCGGCAGGAUCUCCGGCCACGAAAUCCAUGGCUCCGAGGUUGUGAAGUGGUCGGUGGUAUUGCAACUGGCGUUCCAGAGUAUCGGAGUUGUGUACGGAGACAUUGGCACGUCGCCGUUGUACGUGUACUCGAGCACUUUUUCCGACGGUGUUAUCAAACACAACGACGACGUAUUAGGUGUUCUCUCUUUGAUCUUGUAUACCAUCACCUUGAUCCCUUUGGUCAAAUACGUCUUCAUCGUUUUACGUGCCAACGACAAUGGAGAUGGAGGAACAUUUGCACUAUAUUCGCUGCUGUGCCGGUAUGCGAGGGUGGGUCUAACUCCAAAUCAACAAGCAGAGGACGCUAACGUCUCCAAUUUCCGGCUUGAAUUGCCCAGCAAACGAGCCCAGAUAGCGUCCAAGGUUAAAUCCACGUUAGAGGAGAGCCAGUUCGCCAAGUAUUUUCUGCUUUUUGCAACCAUGCUUGGUACAUCCAUGGUCAUUGGAGAUGGGGUCCUCACUCCUUGUAUCUCUGUUUUGUCUGCUGUGGGAGGGAUCAAGGAAGCUACAUCAUCAAUGACAGAAGGAAGAAUUGUUUGGAUUUCAGUAGCAAUCUUAGUUUGCCUAUUCAUGGCUCAACGAUUUGGGACUGACAAAGUAGGAUACACUUUUGCACCAAUUAUUUGUGUUUGGUUCAUAAUGAUUGGUGGGAUUGGCAUCUACAAUUUCUUCAAGUUUGAUCCUGCUGUUAUCAAAGCUGUAAAUCCAGCCUACAUCAUACAAUAUUUCCAGAGAAACAAGAAGGAUGCUUGGAUUUCACUUGGUGGUGUUGUCCUUGCCAUUACAGGGACAGAAGCUCUGUUCGCCGAUGUCGGUCACUUCACUGUUCGGUCUAUCCAAAUAAGCAUGUGCUUCAUGACCUAUCCAGCUCUUAUAUUUGCUUAUACUGGACAAGCUUCCUUCCUUCGCAAGCACAAUCACCUUGUCUCAGAUACAUUCUACUCUUCAAUACCUGAUCACCUGUACUGGCCGAUGUUUGUAGUUGCUGUUAUGGCAUCGAUCAUAGCAAGUCAGGCAAUGAUUUCAGGGACUUUCUCUAUAAUCCAACAAUCCCUCUCACUUGGGUGUUUCCCUCGCGUCAAGAUUGUACACACAUCGACAAAGUAUGAAGGACAAGUAUACAUUCCUGAAGUCAAUUACCUUCUUAUGAUCGCUUGCGUUGGAGUCACCGCUGCAUUCAAGACGACAGAAAAGAUUGGACAUGCAUAUGGGAUUGCAGUGGUGUUUGUGAUGACACUGACAUCAGCCUUUUUAGUACUAAUCAUGAUAAUGAUAUGGAAGUCAAGCAUACUCUUCAUCAUCGCUUAUGUACUAAUCAUUGGGAGUGUUGAGCUUCUCUACUUGAGUUCUGUUCUCUACAAAUUUGACCAAGGAGGGUAUUUACCAGUAGCAUUUGCCUUAGUUUUGAUGACUGUAAUGUAUGUUUGGAACAGUGUGUACCGAAGAAAGUACUACUACGAGCUAGACCACAAGAUUUCUCCAGAGAGGCUAAAGGAAAUCGCAGUUAACACAAAUUUCUAUCGAAUCCCUGGGCUUGCAAUGUUCUAUUCAGAGUUGGUUCAGGGGAUUCCACCUAUCUUCAAGCACUAUAUAGACAACGUUCCUGCAUUACAUUCAGUACUUGUGUUUGUUUCCAUUAAAUCACUACCAAUCAGUAAGGUUCCGGUGGAAGAACGAUUUCUUUUUCGAAGAGUGGAACCGAGAGAGUUCAAUGUGUUUCGUUGCGUGGCAAGGUAUGGUUACACGGAUGUGCGGAACGAGCAUGAGCCCUUUGAGGCAAUGUUGGUUGAGAAAUUGAAGCAGUUCAUCAGAGAUGACUGUUGGUUGUCAAGAAUGGCCCUCACUAAUGGGGAUGGUACAGAAAGUGAACACGGGAAUGAUGAAAAUGAGAGUGCGAAACAAGUUGAUCAUGAGAUGCAUUCAGAGGAAGCCAUGGAGAGAGAGAUUGAAACAGUGGAUAAGGCACUGAGGGCUGGUAUUGUUCACUUGAUUGGUGAGCAUGAACUGAUUGCUGCUAAAGGAGCAAAUAUAGGGAAAAGGAUUAUGAUAGACUAUGCUUAUAAUUUCUUGAAGAAGAAUUUGAGGCAGACUGACAAGAUAUUUGAAAUUCCUCACAAGCGAAUGCUCAAAGUAGGUAUGACAUAUGAGCUUUAGAAUAUGAAGAAGGUGAAAAAAAUAGGCCAAAUCAAUAUAGAGUAGUGUAGUAAUUAAGCUUUCUUGCAACCCCCCAUGUAAUUAUCUUCGAGUUGUAGUAUAUCAAUGUCUCUAAAACCUAAACCCUGAGAUUUCGUUUUCUGCAAG